Branchiostoma floridae (Florida lancelet) is the source of this 357-nucleotide messenger RNA. RefSeq lists its product as uncharacterized. The record is from RefSeq and is a predicted model, not a curated record. The transcript has a single exon. Lineage: Eukaryota; Metazoa; Chordata; Leptocardii; Amphioxiformes; Branchiostomatidae. Bases 1 to 357 code for a protein of 118 amino acids.
AUGUGGGGGGCUGAGUUUGAGUUGACCACAAACGGCUCCACCUCCCUUAACAACGAAAAGGCCAAGUGUGCGGUGUGCUACGUCCCAACCCGCGGCAGUAAAUUGAUGAUCCCCGCCCGUAACACCUGCCCCACCGGCUGGACCCAGGAGUACCAUGGGUACCUCAUGGCUGGUUUCUGGGGCCACCCCGGCGUUACAGAGUUCGUCUGUGUGGAUGAACAGCCCGAUGCGGUAAUGGGUACGAAGGUCAACGAGGAUGGAACGCUUUUCUGUCCCGUGGAGGCCCGCUGUGUGUCCCUGCCGUGUCCUAACUAUGUGGAAGGGAGGGAGCUCACCUGUGUCGUCUGCACAAAGUAG